CUGAGCAGAGUUUCUUCUAGCAGUACUCCUCUGUAUAACUGAAGUCUACAUGUCCGUUUCAGACUUGGCAAGAGAGGAAGAAGAUGGAGGCGGCUCUGCUGAGCGGAGAGGGCGGCGGAGGCGAUUCCAGGUUCAACAGGAGAGGCGCGUUCCACCGUCGCUCUGAUGCUAUCGUCUACGGCUCUUCUUACCAGAAGGCCGCUGCUCUCGUCGAUCUCGCCGAAGAUGGAGUGGGUAUACCGGAGGAAAUCCUUGAUCAAUCCAACUUCUCAUCUGUUGCAAACUCAUACUUCAUUUUUACUAAAUUUGAUUUACUGUGGUCUGUGAAUUAUUUUGCUCUUGUCGUCCUCAACUUCCUUGAGAGGCCACUAUGGUGUUCCAAGCCGUCGUUGCAUUCUUGUAGUGAUAGAGAAUACUACUUUCUAGGGCAGCUUCCGUACUUGACAGCCACUGAAGCUCUGGUUUAUGAGGUUGUUACCCUUGUAAUUCUCAUGGCCCAUAUUUUGUAUCCAAUAUCAUAUGAAGGCAUUCAGAUCUACUGGAAAAAUGUCAUCAAUGGGCUGAAGGUUACAAUGCUGUUAGCUUUGAUUCUGGAUCAGUUGGCAUAUGUUUUGGCUUUAGCCAGAAUAUAUUAUCUUCCAUUCAGAGCUGCACCAUAUCUCCGUGUUGCCUUUUUCAUUUUAAAUAUCAGGGAGUUAAGAGACUGCAUCUACAUCCUUGCUGGAAUGUCUCGUACCUAUCUCAAUGUUAUGGUUCUGUCACUUCUAUUUCUUCUAUUCUCUAGCUGGUUAGGAUAUGUCAUCUUUGAGGACACCCUGCAGGGGAAGACCAUAUUUACUUCAUAUGGCACAACUUUGUAUCAAAUGUUUGUUUUAUUUACCACUUCUAACAACCCAGAUGCGUGGAUUGCAGCAUACAAGGAUUCUCGAUGGUAUUGCCUGUUUUUUGUUCUCUAUGUGCCAUUGGGCGUGUACUUUGUCACAAACUUGAUCCUUGCUGUUGUGUAUGAUUCUUUCAAGAGUGAGCUUGUAAAACAAGUUGCAAAGAAGGAUCAACUGAGGUUAAGAAUAUUGAAGAAAGCCUUUAGCUUGAUUGACAAAUAUAACUCUGGAUUUCUCAACAAAGAUCAAUGUAUCCUUCUUUUUGAGGAACUGAAUAAUUACAGGACUCUGCCAAAAAUAUCAAGAGAGGAUUUUGAGUUAAUAUUUGAUGAGCUGGACGAUAGCCGUGACUUCAAGAUUGAUCUGAAUGAAUUUGCUGAUCUAACUAAAGCUAUUGCUCUAAAAUUUCAGAAGGGGGAUUCUCCACCAUGUUUUGAAAGGUUUUCAAAUAUCUACCAUUCACCAACAUCAGAGAAGUUAAGGGACUUUGUAAGAAGUGCAAAGUUUGAAUACGUAAUAGUGUUGAUUCUCGUCAUCAAUUUUGUUGCUGUUGUAAUUGAGACCACGCUUGACAUAGAGGAUAGUUUGGCUCAAACAUUUUGGCAGAAGAUAGAAUUUGUGUUUGGGUGGCUUUAUGUGAUUGAGAUGGCAUUAAAAAUCUACACGUAUGGAUUUAAGAACUAUUGGAGGAAUGGCCAAAACUGCUUUGAUUUUAUUAUCACUUGGGUGAUAGUUAUAGGAGAAACCACCACUUUUGCUGCUCCAAAUGGGCUAACCUUUCUCUCAAAUGGGGAAUGGAUACGGUAUCUUCUUAUUGCAAGAAUGCUACGAUUGAUAAGGCUCUUGUUGCUAGUUCGGAGUUAUCGUGCCUUCAUUGCAACAUUUUUGACUCUCAUACCAAGUAUUAUGCCGUACUUGGGGACAGUAUUCUGUAUUUUAUGCAUUUAUUGCUCGCUUGGUUCACAGAUCUUUGGAGGAAGUGUGAAUUCUGGGAAUCCCAAAUUGAAUGAAACUGAUCUUGCUGAUAAUGACUAUUUGCUUUUUAACUUCAAUGAUUACCCAAAUGGAAUGGUGACUCUUUUCAACUUAUUGGUGAUGGGAAAUUGGCACUUUUGGAUGCAGAGUUACAAGGAUUUGACAGGGAGUUGGUGGAGCUGCGCCUACUUUAUCAGCUUCUAUGUUAUAUCUGUACUAUGGCUACUAAAUUUGAUUGUCGCAUUUGUGUUGGAGGUUUUCCAAGCGGAGAUGGAGCUGGAGACUUCAGCAAUGUCUGAGGAGGCAGAUGCUGCAAAGGACGAACCAGUAAAGCACCGGCCACGCACUAUUGGUGCAAAAACACGAAGCCAGCGAGUGGAUGCAUUACUCCAUCAUAUGCUGAGCUCUGAGCUACCACCACAGAGCUCCAGCCCCCCAUAGUUCUCUUCUCUCCAUUACUGUGCUACUGCUGCAUUUGUCCAGGCCAGUAAGUAAUCAACAAUCACAGCUCACAAAACUUUCUGUUGAGAUUCUCAAUGUCUGCUUCUUCCAAGACAAUGGUUUCCUGUUCCAACAUUUUGGUUGUUUCAGGAACGGCGAAGAAACCGACAAGAGAUAAAAUUCCAUUGCCCAAAUGACUUAGGAGCCUGUAUUAUGUGCAGUGCACAUGCAAAAAUAGUUCACCCUUCUGUCUCUCGCAUAUACAAAUGUAGGUGUACCUUAGUGAGAUGGAGUCAUAUACUCCCUCCGUCCUAUAAAACAUGAGAUGUUUUGUUUUUUGAAGAGAUCUAAAGGAGUGUAUUUUGGUAUUGAAUUUUCAAAAAUGCCCUUUGAUGUGAUGGGUAAAAGUAGGAUUUAAUAGGUAGAUUAUUAGUAAAAAGGUAUGAUGUGA
Cuscuta campestris is the source of this 2748-nucleotide messenger RNA. The record is from the annotation of a GenBank genome assembly. Lineage: Eukaryota; Viridiplantae; Streptophyta; Magnoliopsida; Solanales; Convolvulaceae.